AUGGUUAAAUUAUUGUUACCUAUUUUACUAUGUUUUGUUUUGUUACUUACAAAUAUAUCAUGUUUUUUAAAUGAUAAAAAUAUAAAAGUUUACAAUGUGAUUAAAAAGAAUAGCAAUGUUUUUAUACACAACAAAAGUAUAAUUAAUAAAAGGAGUGUAAAUUUGAUGGUCUUUAAAAAAUAUAAUAAAAAUAAAUAUCCUAUUAAAUUUUUAAAAAAAACACAACUUAAUGCAUCACUAGAUAAUAAAUCGAAUUUCUCAUUCUAUGGUGAAACAAAUGUAACAAUAUUUGACAAGUUGAUGGCAUCGACUGCUUAUAUUCUCCCAUUUAUGGAUGCAGUACAAGCAUAUAUGAUGCCCCUCUUAAAUAUGCUACCAUUUCAUUUACACAAGUACCUUUUUUUAAUUGAAAAAUUUAACAACAUAUAUAUGUCCAUUCCAUUCUCUUCCUUUGGUACCUUCAUGGGCUUAUAUUUUAUGUUUGUUAAAGAAAACAAAUUCAAAUUUCACUACUUUAUUAAAUAUCACCACAUGCAGGGGUUAAUAUUAUCCAUGUUUGGAUAUGCCUUAGCCUUAUUUUAUUUUCGAGUUUUUCCAUAUUCAUAUAAUGAUACAGAUAUAUUUAAUUUAACAGUUUUAUACUCAAGUAUGUCCAUUUAUUUUGGAUCAUUAAUUAUUCCUUUUAUGGCUUCUUUAUUGGGAUAUUACAUCGAAAUACCAGUUAUUUCUGAAGCCAUCAAAUUGCACAUUGGGGAUAAAAAGAAAAAAGAAAAUACAGACUUAUAA
Molecule: messenger RNA, 786 nt
Organism: Plasmodium vinckei vinckei
Lineage: Eukaryota; Apicomplexa; Aconoidasida; Haemosporida; Plasmodiidae
Product: apicoplast import protein Tic20, putative
Exons: 5
Coding region: 1-786 (261 amino acids)
Source: RefSeq, a predicted model, not a curated record